CGAUUGUCUGUAGCGUCGGAACCCUUGGAAUUAACUUGGCUAUUUCAUGAUUUUUCUAAAUUUCUCAUCGAGAUUUUUCGUUUCGAUCUUGCACGAUAUUACGCUAAGAAGGCACGUGACUCUGCUGUCGAAGCUAAGAGCGAACAAUGGAUAUUAAAUGCCACUCAUAUGACGAUGUUAAUCGAGAUCUGUCAAAACAAUCGAAACGAAGCGAAGGAGGCUGCUGCUAUGGCGAUAGCCAGUGCUAAAAAGCUUGGCAUCGAUUAUCUGGUAGAUUUUUACUAUCGUGCUCUUAAUAUUAUCGACGAGGUCGAUUUUGAAAGAUUGAUGAUAACCACGGAUGGUAUAGCCACUAGACAACGGCUUAUACUCGAAUUGAUGCCAGAGGAAUUGAAGAACGACGUGGAUUUUCUUUUUCGUAGUAUGGAAGUAGUACCAGCGAAACGGAGGCUUUCUGUAAUGCCUGGUUGUAAGCCAAUCGACCGUAAGUUCAAGUUACCCUGUAGACGGAAUACGAUAUUGCCGUGUCCUCCGAAGGAUCCUGAAAAGAAAGCGAAGCAAGCUUUGCUUGCUCAAUACGCUCCGGUGAAGAAGAGACCUGGUUUCAUCGAUUUAGAAAAUUACGAAUGAGCCUCGGCAUCACUUGGCAAGAGAUAUAUACACUGUGAUAUACUAAAAUUGGAUUUUGGUGCUAUGUAUCUAUACGAAACUCUCCUAUUGUUCGCUUGUUUGCUUUCAACUGUUCUGAUUCUUCGAGUUUCUCAUAUAUGUAUAGGUAUAUAUAUGUGUGUUUGU
Molecule: messenger RNA, 795 nt
Organism: Vespula pensylvanica (western yellowjacket)
Lineage: Eukaryota; Metazoa; Arthropoda; Insecta; Hymenoptera; Vespidae
Exons: 2
Source: RefSeq, a predicted model, not a curated record